AUGAAGAAAAUUAGUUAAUAGAUGUUAACAUUAAUGAACAAAAAUAGCUUACAAGAUAAACCAUUCAAUAAUGACCUAAAAAAAAAUAAAAGUAAACCUAAGACUGUCAAUACAGAAAGACCUUAAUCCAAGACUCAGAAGAAUGAUUUGCUUGAGUAUUUUAAGAAAGAAAGGAACACUCUAACUUAAGUUGCUAACUCAUCAAAGGGAAUAUUAUAAGGAAGUAAAAGCAUUGAUAAUUUAUAACAAUUAAGUUAGAAGAGUGAACGCUUAAAAACUGGCUAAUUUAAUGUAUAUAUUACAUAUUACUCUAUAUAGGUUGAUGUACGUAUCUAAACUGAUGAUGGUAAUAGUGCUAAAAGAUAAAUUUUAAAAUAAAAAAACUUAUCAUUGGCGACUAUUUCAUUAGAUGCUUAAAAUAUUGAUAAAAUGUUGAAAAAUUAAUUAUCAAAAUAACCUUAAACUACAAAGUAAUCUUACAACUAAUCUCCAUAAAAUUAAAUCAAAUAACCUAUUUAGAAAUAAAAAGAUCAAUUAUUAUUUGAUAUGCAUUUAGUAUUAUAUAUAAUAUAUCUAGCUAAAAAAUACUGUAUGCUCUAAUGAGUGUUAGAAUUAUUUAAAUUUAAAAUAGAAUAAAUAAUCUAUUUAAUCCAAUACUUCAUCAAAUCAUAGAUAGUCUAUUGAGGAUAUGUUUUCUAGUUAAAAACUACUAAAAGGAUCUAUAUAAGGAUCCAUAUAAUAUUAAUCAUAGAAACCUAAAAAAAAUGAAAGUGAAUCUAAAUCAAACAAUUAAAGUCAUAUAAAAACAGAAUAUUCAUCAGGUUCAAAUUAAUAAUUCAUAAAAUAAAAGUGCAAAGAAGAUACUGUAUAAUAUAAUAUUAACAAAUAAUUAUAAAUAAUUCUUUAUUAUAAAUAAUAAAAGUAAGAUAUAUUAUUAUAAAAUAGAUACAAUUAUUUAUACGAAUAUUAAAAUUAAACUACUGAUGAUAUGUACAAUUAUUUAAUACAAUAAAUAGCAUGUAUAGAAAGAUCAUUUACAAAACUUGGAAGUGGAACAGGCUCAACUGAAGUAGAUUAAAUAUAAUAAGGUAUUUAAAAAAUAAAACAUUUUUAGAAUUAAAUAAAAUAUAUUAAUUUUAAACUGUAUCCAAAAAUAUCCCCUAUGAUUACUACUUAACAAUUCCAGAUUUAACUUUAGAUGUUUUCAAAGGAAUUACAUUAUAACUUCAACCAUUAUAUACAUAACCUAUUACAACAAAAAGAGUUGGAUUAAAGGAUUUUACUUUAGUUAAAUGUAUAGGUGUAGGUGGGUUUUCAAGAGUUUAUAUGGUUAGAAAGAGAGAUAAUGGGAAAUUUUAUGCUUUGAAACUUAUUGAUAAGAAAUUCAUUUUAGAUAAUUAAAAAGAGAUUAUAGUAUAAAAUGAAAGAGACAUUAUGGUUUAGAUGGAGAAUUAAUUUAUUACUCCAUUACAUUAUGCAUUUGAGACUAAAUACUAUAUUGCAUUUGUUCUUGAUUAUUGUGCUGGAGGUGAAUUAUUUUAUCAUUUACGUAAAUUGAAAAGAUUGAAUGAAUAAGAUGCUAAAUUCUAUUUUGUAGAAAUUUGUAUUGGUAUGGCUUAUCUACAUUCCUAAAAUAUUGUAUAUAGAGAUAUUAAACCAGAAAAUAUUCUAUUAGAUUUACAUGGUCAUUUAUUAUUAAGUGAUUUUGGUUUAUCAAAGCCAGAUAUGUCACCAGAUGAUUUUGCUUAUUCUUUUUGUGGAUCACCAGAAUAUAUGGCUCCAGAAAUGUUAAUGAAAACAGGUCAUAAUUAUUUAGUUGAUUGUUAUUGUUUAGGUGCUUUACUUUAUGAAUUAGUUACAGGAUUACCUCCAUUUUAUUCUCAUAAUACAUAAGAAAUAUAUAAUUCAAUUUUGACUGAAACUGUUGAAUUUCCAUAAUAUGUUCAAAUAUCACCAGUUUUAAAAGAACUUAUAUUGAGAUUACUUUAAAAAGAUCCAACAGAAAGAUUAGGUUAUAAUGGUGGCAUUGUUGAAAUUCUUACACAUGAAUGGUUUCAAGAUGUUGACUUUGAAGCAAUUGCCAAUAAAAAGUUAAAAACUCCUUAUAAACCAGAACCUCUUAAAUAUAAUUUUGAUGAAGAAGAAUUUAAUAAAGGAGAUGCUGAAUUUAGAAAGUAAUAUUAGACAAAUAUGUAAAAAGAAUAUCAUGUAAUAUUUAUUUAUUAAUAUUUAGAAUAUUGAUACAGCAAAUUAUGUAUUAAAAAACUUUUAUUAUUCAAGAGAAUCCUAAGUUGGACUUGAAAAAACUAAAAGAACAAAUGAGGUUAAUCUUAAUCAAUUAAAAAAUUAAGCAAUUCCUAUUGAAUCUUAAUCUCCUGAUAAAACAUUGAAGGUUUUAUAAUAAUAAAAGGGAGAAUAUUAUUCAUAAUAGUCAGUACUUGCAUCUCCUUAAGAUGGGAAAAGAAUUAAUAGAUAAACUGGAAAAAGUGAAGUUUAUGAUUAUUUUAAGAAACAUGAUUUGUUGACAAAAUCAUCUCAAUUACUACAUUAAUCUACUAAAUUAGGACAUUCCUAUUCAAAAACAAUGUAAUAAGCCCAAAACUCUUUAUAAGAUUUAAAAGUAAAUAAAUAUUAUUAUUUUAGUAAUUCAAAUUAUUUGUUGAUUAAUCCAAAGCUUUAAUCUGUUCAGAUAGAACAACAACUAUGCCAGAUUAAAACCAUAAAAAUAUUACAGAAAGAAUCAAAACAGAACAAUUUGGAAAUCUACCAUCUCCUAAAACUACUACUAAUAGUUCAUUGAAUAAGUUAAAUAAUUUUUCAAAAUUAUUUGUAUCUGAGAAAUAAAAAUAUAAAUGAAU
This is a messenger RNA of Paramecium pentaurelia, 2858 nucleotides long. Lineage: Eukaryota; Ciliophora; Oligohymenophorea; Peniculida; Parameciidae. The record is from the annotation of a GenBank genome assembly.